AUGUCUUUCUUUCUUUUUUUCUUUUAUGCAUUCAUUCAUUCAUCCAUUCAUUCUUUUCAAAACUCCCUUUAUGUCUUUUCUUUCUUUCUUUCUUUCUUUCUUUCUUUCUUUCUUUCUUUCUUUAACCGGUUUCUCAUUCAGUAUAUUCUUCUAUUCUUAACUGUCAGCAAUUCUUUCUUUCUUUUUUCUUUCUUUCUUUCUUUCUUUCCUUCUUUCUUUCUUUCUUUUUCAGGCUUGUCUUUCUUUCUUUUUUUCUUUCUUUCUUUCUUUCUUUCUUUCUUUUUUCUUUCUUUCUUUCUUUUUUUUUUUUUUCUUUCUUUCUUUAACCGGUUUCUCAAUCAGUAUAUUCUUCUAAUCUUAACUGUCAGCAAUACUUUCUUUCUUUCUUUCUUUCUUUCUUUCUUUCUUUCUUUCUUUCUUUCUUUAAACCCAAUUCUUUCUUUCUUUUCUUUCUCUUUCAGGCUUGUUUUCCUACCUGCCAGUAAUUUCUUUCUUUCUUUCUUUCUUUCUUUCUUUCUUUCUUUCUUUCUUUCUUUAAACCCAAUUCUUUCUUUCUUUCUUUCCUUCUUUCUUUCUUUCUUUCUUUCUUUCUUUCUUUCUUUCUUUCUUUCUUUCUUUUCAAAUUUUUUCUCGACUUCCUACUCCUCCUCCUUCCCUCCUCGAGGGUCCCCCCUCCUCCUCCUCGCCCUUGUCAUCUUCUAA
Messenger RNA from Acanthosepion pharaonis, 702 nucleotides. The record is from the annotation of a GenBank genome assembly. Lineage: Eukaryota; Metazoa; Mollusca; Cephalopoda; Sepiida; Sepiidae.